Molecule: messenger RNA, 10575 nt
Organism: Loxodonta africana (African savanna elephant)
Lineage: Eukaryota; Metazoa; Chordata; Mammalia; Proboscidea; Elephantidae
Gene: PPP1R3G
Product: protein phosphatase 1 regulatory subunit 3G
Exons: 1
Coding region: 818-1936 (372 amino acids)
Biological process (GO): regulation of glycogen biosynthetic process
Cellular component (GO): protein phosphatase type 1 complex
Molecular function (GO): glycogen binding; protein phosphatase 1 binding
Source: RefSeq, a predicted model, not a curated record
GGGCCAAAGCCCACCGGGCGCCGCCACUUGGCUGGUGGGGUCGGUUGCUCCGCGCGCCGGGUUUUAAAAACCACCGAGAGCUGAGCGUGCGGGGCCGAAUCGGGUUUCCAGGUAGGAUAGGACCCCGGUGGCACCCUGAAGUUUGGAGAAGGCAGGAAGUUCCAAGUUUUCGGUCUGCGAGGGCCGGGCCGCCUAGAGGCGAGUUGGCCGUCGGCCUCCAUUGCGCCCUUGCCGAGGGGACAGCUGAAGGAGACCGUCCUGCGACCUUCCGGAGGACAGACCCGACAGGACCCCGGGGACCAACUUCAUCGGCAGGAGGAAGCCGAAGCGACGAUCUCUAGGGGUGUUCUAUUCGCGCUGGUGUCUCCGAAAGCCUCUUGUUCUCCGCGAGGCGCCUGGUAGGGUGGGCCUAAGACCUGCUGGUGAGUGGGGUCAAAGGGGAGCCCCGACCUCCAGGGGGCGGCUUCCAGGUCCCGCGCCGGGCGCACAGCCAGGCACACCUGUGGGGAACGGAGCGCCGCCUGCAUACCCAGUCCGGCCCCUCCGCGGUUGCUGCACAUUCAAUCCCGAGGCGGCCUCGUCCCGAAGCCGGCUCUGGACCCCGCAUCCUCCUCCCACUCCGCCCGAAACAGCAGCAGCUAAAACCCGGAGUCUGCCAAGUGGACCUUCACUCUCCUCUCCAGCCUGCCCGGGGCGGACUCGGGGCGCAAGGCCAAGCGAGCCCCGCGCUCCUUCCGGCAGCACGAUGCGCUGAAUCUACAGGAUAGUCCUGAGCCGGGGAACGCGACUCGGACAAGUCCCCAGGCGCGACGGCGUCAUGGAGGCCUCAGGGGCGCAGCUCCUAAGUUUGGAGGCGCCGGGCCCCGCGCCCUUCGGAGAGCCCCCGCCGGCUGAGGAGCUGCCCGCCCUGGAGGGCCUCUGCCUGAGGAGUGGCGAUGACAGCAAAAGCCUCUCUGAGGCCCUGGGCCCCGACGCUCAGCCUGGAGCCAGCACCCUGACCCCGGAGGAAGAGGCCGCCCUCCGGGAGCAGGAGGAGCUGCUGGAAUGCCGCCGCCGCAGCCGCGCGCGCUCCUUCUCGCUGCCCGCCCACCCCAUCUUGCAGGCGGCCAAGUUAUUGCAGCCGCUGCCUCAGGCCGAGGGGUUGGGCACGGAGGGCGGCGAGUGUGCCGGGGCCAGCGCCGAGCCGUCCAGCCCUGGCGGCUGCUGCACCAAGUGCAAGAAGCGGGUGCAGUUCGCAGACGCGCUGGGGCUGAGCCUGGCCAGCGUGAAGCACUUCAGUGAGGCUGAGGAGCCGCAGGUGCCUCCCGCCGCGCUCGCCCGCCUCCGGAGCUUCCCCAUGUGCGCAGAGGACCUGCAGCAGCUCGAGGACCUGCUGGCCGCCGCGGCGGCGGCGGCGGCGGUGAAGGUGGCCGCGCCCCCGUCAGCGCCCGCCCCGCCCCGGCUCCAGCCGCUUUUUCAGCUCCCGGAGCCUCGAGCCGCAGUCGAACGCCUGCGGCGGCAGCGCGUAUGCCUGGAGCGUGUGGACUGCUCGGCGCCCUGGGGUGCGGAGGUGACAGGCUCAGGCCGGGUGCUCGGCGGUCCCGGGCCGAAGGCCGUGACUGUGCGAUACACUUUCACCGAGUGGCGUUCCUUCCUGGACGUGCCUGCCGAACUGCAGCCCAAGCCGGAGGAGCCUCAGCUGCCAGAGGCGUCGUCGGGGGUCGCCAGGCCGGAACCCGGGCCCGGGGAUGGCGAGGAGGAGCCGGGCGCCCAGCGCUUCCAUUUCUCUCUAUGCCUGCCGCCGGGUCUUCUGUCUGAGGACCGGGGGGACGCGGACGCGUCGGCAUCGGCUGUCCACUUCGCAGUGCGCUACCGCUGCGCGCAGGGCGAGUACUGGGACAACAACUCCGGCAUCAACUACACACUACGCUUCGCGCGCCCGACGGACGCGCUCUAAGCACAGAGGCCCACACAUGGGCCCCGCGCCAGCCCCAGGGGCGCUCGGGGGACGGUGGGAAGUGGCUGGCCAGCGUCCGGUGGCGCCUGUCACCCGGGUGACUAGCGGGCGAUGCUCUGGUGCGUCCCCAACCCCUGGCGGACCUGGCCGUGGGCCUGGCGUCAGGGGAGCGUGGCAGGGAAGAGAGGAAGCCGCUGAGCCGUGAACUCACCCCAGACGGAUCCUGAGAGCGAGAAGAGCUCCAUCCUGCCUCAGCUUGCUGCUCGGUGGGAACUUAGUAGGUGGGGGUCUCCAGAGUUCCUGCCCCGCGUCAAAAUGGGAAGAAACUCCCAAGGCCUCAGCAGUAGUUUUCUCCAAGUAAAUGGCUCCUGACUCCGAUCGCGGCUCCAAGGGCCUUGGGACUUGUUCUCACCCGGAGCCCUCGAGCUUUAGCCCUCGCAGCUUUCUGGAGACCCACAGGAGACGACGAAGCCCCCACCACAGCGCGCAGAGCAAUGCUCCGGGCUGCGGGCGGAGGCGACUGGCCUAUGCACUGAGCCCUACCUCUCAGAGAAAACCCCGGGCAGUGCAGGGUGGAGAACCAGCGUCCUUUUCUCAGCUGUGAUCUGGGAAUUGUUUGCCCAAGCGUGAAGUGAUUUACAACUUGUAUGUUUGUGUACGAAUGUCCUUUAAAAAACUAAAGGCCACUUGCACACUCUUCAACUGCACUUUAUAUUUUAGCCCCCGUGCACUUGGGAGAGGGAGCGCUGUUGUAGCAAUGGGCUGCCGACCUGAAGGUCGGCAUUUCCAACCCACCAUCCGCUCUGCCGGAGAAAGAUGUGGCAGUCUGAUUGCUAACAAUGACAGCCUUGGAAACCCUUUGGGGCAGUUCUACUCUGUCCCACAAGGUCGCUAGGACUCUGAAUCGACUCAAGGGCAACAGGUUUGGUUUGGGCUUGGCACUUGAGAGGCUUGACAUAUGAUCUUGUCAGCUGAUGAGCGAGAUAGCACUUUAAUAAUAGACAGUAUUUCCAAAUUUCCCUUCUAUUCCACCUCUGUGGGGUGGAAGGGCUCAGAUUUCCCAUGCUGGGCAAAAAAAAAAAAAAAAAAGCUUUGUAGAAGGAGCCCCACCCUUAAAAGAAAAUGCCAGGGUAAUUUGGUAGAACUUGGGUGUAUACAGUAAGGGUGGUUUCUGGUGUAGACCAGCACACAAGAGCUGCUGGACUGCUGCUUGUUCAGAGAAACUGGACUCCCAGGUGGCUCUCUGUCCCUCUCAGUGCCCAGCUGGUAAAUGCUGCUCAAUACCAGGUGUGUGUGUUAUGACUGCUGGGCACGGAUGCUGGUGGCUGUGGAAGCCAGGAUGAUGUGGCCAUGGGUAGCCACAGAGUCCCGGUGGGGCCUGAUACAGAGCAGAGUGGUCUGGGUGUGAGGACUUAAUUCCUUCACACUUUGGUCAACCUUUGGUAAUUUAUCUUUUUAUUUUUUUCAAUUUGCAAAUUUCCAGCACAUGGCUAGUGCAAUCAUUUAGUUUUGGAAUGGUAGUCUUUAAAGAGGGCAGCUUCACUCUUGCUUUUUAGAACAGGGGUUUGCAGACUACAGCUCACGGGCCACAUUCAACCUGCAGCCUGUUUUUGUAUGGCUUGUGAGAUAAGAAUGGUUUUUGCAUUUUUAAAUGGUUGGAAAAAGAAUCAAAAGAAGAAUGCUACUUUGUGACACAUGACAAUUAUAUAAAAUUAAAAUUUCAGUGUCCAUAAAUAAAGUUUUAUUCAGACACAGCCAUGGUUAUUUGUUUCUGUACUGUGUAAAGCCGCUUUAGCACCACAAGGCAGAGUUGAAUAGGUGCAAGAGGCCAUACAGGCCCUGAAGCCUGAACUACUUACUGUCUGUUUGUUUACAGAAAGUUUGCCAACCCCUGUUCUAGAGAAGCCCUGAGAGUUAUACUUCAUAAAGCAGUGACUACCAAGACAAGUUAGAUUUUGGUGGAUUUUGCCACUUGAAAUAAACCUCCUUUGGGUCAUACUUUACAAGUGUUUGCAUUACUCUCAGUAAUCUCUUUAGAAGAAAUACUAAGACACCAAAUGUGCAGUUGUAACUAUAUUGGGGAGGGGAAUCUACCUGUUGCCUGAUUUCAUGUAAGAAGUAUUAACAAAUUGGUAAAACUGAAAUACAGCACACAUCUGCUGUAACAGAAAGACCACAAGUGGGUGGCUUUAACAAACAUAAAUUUAUUUUCUCAGUUUAGGAGGCUUGAAGCCCAAAUUGAGAGCGCUGGCACUAGGGAAAAGCUUUCUACCUGUUGGCUCUGGAGGAAGGUCCUUGUCUCUUCAGCUUCUGCUUCCUGGUUCCUUGGAGUCUUGGCAUCUGUUUUACUCCAUCUCUGCUCUGCUUGCUUGUUUCAUCUCCUUUAUAUCUCAAAGAGAUUGACUCAAGAUAUACCCUGCACAAAUCUUGCCUUGUUAACAUAAUAAAGACAACCCAUUCCCAAGUGGGAUUAUAACCACAGACAUAGAGGUUAGGAUUUGCAACACAUAUUUUUUGAGGGCAUAAUUCAGUCUAUAACAUCUGCAUUUCUGGUUAACUACAAAAAGUGUCAGAUAUUUCAGUGCCUCAAGAUGUGCUAUCUUAAGCUAUAAAAAUAUUAAGUUUGAAGUUUGGUUUGGGGAUGUCCCUUCUGACUAGGACAGUGCUUCCCAAAGUGAAUUGGGCAUGGAAAAUUUUCAAAAUGAUAGUUUAUUGAUGGAAAAACACCAGGAGUUAAUGAGUUACAAUUUACACUUGGAGUGAAGCAGACUUAAAAAAUGCUCACCUUGAUGAAAUGAUGAAUGUUUCAUUCACAUAUGCUUAUAAAAACUUAAUAAGAAUAACCAAUUAUUAGACCUAAAUAAUGUUUCUGUCAUUAAAUGCAAAAGAAUCAAGCAUUUUUGUGAAACUUCCAGGUAUUCCUGAGUCUGGUAUACCAUUUCUUUCUUAAAAGUGCAUUAUUGUCUAAUAACACCUAGAUAAAUACACUUCAUAUUUUUCUUAAGCAUUUAUAAGUACAUUGUAGUUUAAAAAUGCCCAUAUUGUAUAUAGCCUAUAACACAGUUGGGAAAUGCUGGUUUAUAGGGUAAUAAUGUGAUUAUUUUGGAUUAUUUAAGAUUAGGAUGAAAUUAGAAGCCCAACGUAAGGAUUAAAAUAGAGAUCCCCCCCUUUUUUUUUUCUGUCUAAUAUCCUUUAAAAUGGUUAACUCAUCAUACCUGGAAUAACAGAUGAUAAGAAAGGCAUUUUUAAGAGGUGCGUACAGCAGAUUUUCUAUUCUUAUAAAACUAUUAUUGAGUUUUAAAAAUAUAUUUUGGAAUUCAAACAAUUUUAAAAGUACUUAUACUGAACAUUGAAUAAGGCGAUUAGGAAGGGAAACCUAGCCUUAUUCUCCCCCAUAAUCUUGCAGAAUUUCUUUUCAAAAGUUCAGAAUUUUGUAAACUAUUUUGAAUAUCCCAGUCUUUCUGCAAAUGGCUACAGCCUUUCAAAGUACUAGAAAUGAUCAUCUUUUAAAUGUCAAUUUAGCUUUACAAAUUGACAAUUUCUCAUUGUAGAUUAAUAGCAAACAUUUUGUAAUGAAACGUGUAAGGACGAUAAAAUAGGUUCUAUUUGCUUUUGAAAAGUUCGUUUCAAAGGAAGGGGCAAUGCUGACUGGAGUGAGGAAGUAUUUAAGAAUGUAUUUCCUGAAAAGAAUUAAAACACACACAUAUACCCAGACCAAAAGCAAAAUUCCAACAACAUAGCUGUUGCUUUUUUGCAAGAGUACUUAGCUGAACUUGAGCAAGUGAGGGCCAUUCUGCUUGAAGAUGUAAUAACUUAAAGGUCUUUCUCUAGCGAUUGAAAACGAAGUUUUGCUCGGCUCACUUCCUGACCCUGACCUCCACCAGACAGGGAGUCUAGUUUUCUUCUUUAUGGGAAGGCGGGGCACCUGGGUCGGGCAGUGUUGAACGAAAUGUGUGUCACUAAGGAGUUUCAGAAGCAGUGGAUAGAAAUGGAGCGAAUGUUUGAAUGGAAUGAAAUUUCCCUUCAUGAAUCUCAGGUUUAUGGAGCAAGGUGGUCAGCUGGUUCCAAGUUCUAACUAGAGAGGCCAAGACCAUGCUCCCAGAGUGGGUGCCAGACUCUAGGCGUCCUCUGAGCCCUUGGGGACACUGCAGAGUCUGUCCACAGGCAUCAACGGUCACAGCUAAGGCAGCAGUCCAGUAUGGCCUGGGGAUGGGGCAGCUGUUAUUGUCAACAAACCUUGAUGGCAGCCUCAGGGGGGAAUGUGCCCUGUCAGGUGGGCGGGCGCUCCAAGCGCUUUCCAUUCUGACCACACCCUCACCUCCUGUGACCUCCCUUCUGCCCUGGCCCAGGCUGAGAGGCUUCCUUGGGAUAGCUGUGAUUCUUGAGACUGUCCCCCACAUCAUGUCAGACGCCACUGAAGCAGAGCCUUUUUGCUCAUUUCACUUGUGAACCUUUGGUGUUAGAUUCUUAAUGCAUCACUUCACAAAUUUUCCAUGUUUCUGCUUUCUCGCACAGUUUUCGCUUGUUUUAGUUUGCUCGACUCGACGGAUAAGUCGUUUUUGUUCCCUGACUCAGUUGCUUGUUUCUUUUCCUAAGGGCUUCAAGGUGGAGCCACUUGGGGCAUUGUGAUCCGUGCCAUGUAGUCUUUGUCAGGAGUGCAAGUGACAGACGUAGGGAGGAACUUUGCUGUUUUCCUUUUCUGUGGAGUCCUGGACUGAAGCAGAUGUGCAUUUUUGGUUGUGGGCACAGGGACAUGGCUUUGUAGGUUAAAAGAGCAGCACUGUGGUAUGUGGUAACUUAACAAGCAACACUGAUAAACUGAGCUGUUUGCAGCCCAACUCUGCCCAGCCAUUUCCUAUGAUGCCAGAGCCUGGAUGGUCUUCCAGGGAUGGGGAAUGUGCUAUUUGUAGUCACUAGGGCAAGGGCUGGCAGCAAGGUGGAACCUGACAGCCCUGGCUCAUCCUAGUGACCCCUCCUUCCCUCCUACAGAGUGGCCAUGGCUACCUUGCAGAUGAGUGGGCAGGUGCUGAGGAGUCUCUGUGAGAGGCUGACCCCGGUUCCUUGUCCAGACGAUGUGGUAGACACAUCUCACUGGCUUUGUCUUCUCGUUACUCUGGACUCACUUUAGCUGGUUGGGGGGAGACUGUGAUCCUUUAAUCCUCUAAGGGCUGGUUAAUAGCGUGCUGCCCUUUGGGUAAACAUGAUAACCUUAGGCCAUUAGAAUUUAAAUACCUUUGAAUAUUUUCAGUAGACUAUAUUUGCAUUGUAUGUGUUUAGUGUCUUGACCUUGCUAGUCUGUGACCAGGCAAAUUUCGGCAAGGAAAAAACAGCCACAUUUCAGCUGAAUGUAGAUUUUUUGAGAUGGCAAAGAUCAAGAGCUUACUUUUAAGAUGUGGUAGUGAGAUUUGCCUAGGGAAUCUAAUGGAAUAGUAAAAGUCUAUUUAAAUAAUGCUUUCAGAGCCAGUUCAACCGGGAAAUCCACAUAUAUACAAACAUUUCUGGUUAAACAAAGGUAUUUUAGAGUAACUUACGCACAUGUAAGGAAAUUGGACCAGUAUAAUUUCUUCCUGAUUGUAUUUAGUAAUUCUCGUUUGUAUUGUUGGCAUUGCUCAGUUCUGUCCUUUGAGACUUGUUACCUGAAGUCAUUUCCCAAGGAGAGUAAACAGCAUCCUAAUGUAUCCUGAAAUGGGAAAUUUGUUCUGAAAAUGUGAAUUGGAUAAAGUGUGAAGGCAGGAAGAUUUUGUGAACUAGGCUUGAAACAUUUAAUCUCCAAGCUGAAAAAUUCAUGAGCACAUCCUGCAGAUGGCUUUUCUACAAAUAGCUACAUGCCUGUUAUGUGGAGGAAGCAUCCACUAAAGCAGAUGAGGAUUUUAUGUUUCAUGAGAAACUGCCUUUAAGAGGGGCCACCUUCAGUGUUCUGUAGAGAGUCUGUGGUUUCACCUCCUCCCUUGAUAUCUUUGGGGAAAGGACUCUUGCUAUCAGGAGAAUGUUCUGUUGCAGUUGAAGCAGCAUCUUUUUAUACCCUAAGUAGGUGAAAGAGGUCACUCUACCCCAAAAAGAGUUAGGUUGUUUAAAAUUUUUACAUUAUUUAAAAAGAUACGUGGUAAAUUUAUAUUCCUAACCACUUUAAAUAACACCAAUCCAUUGGUGUUACUUCCAGACUGGUUAAAGAGUAGCUGUAUUUUCAUGUAUAGGCUUUAGGCAUCUUGUUUUUGCUAUUACACUUUUCAGCCAGAAGACACGAGUCUGUGUGUCACCCAUGUCAAGAUUUAUGUACACAGUUUUAGUGAGGCUCUGUUUGCUGUAUUAAGAUUUUAAAAUUACAAAUGCGAUUGAGUUUGAAGGUUCCAGGAUAUCAAUAGAUACAAAUAUACUUGGAUAUUAAACUUCAGACAAAUACGCAAUAUGUUCUUUUGGAAAAAAAUAACUUAGUGCACGUUUAGAAAGGUUUGUGAGACCCUCUUCCCACAAAAUCCAAACUAGAUAUUGCUUCUGUUACCAGCAUCUUGAAUUAUUUUGGACUAAAAAUGAACUGGUGCAACAUGUCCCUGAAGACUGGAUUUUGGCAGCAGGAGAUAGCACCUUCAAAAUGGAUCGUAGAGAUGCAGACUGUCUGAGGCCACUACCUGCCCCUCCUGAGCACCAAUCGAAAGCCCUGCUGUGAGAAGGCGGAGGGCAUACCUGAGGGCCUGCCUGCUGGCCUGCAGAUGGUUUGUCCUCCCCCAUCACUGCAAACCUGGCCUGGCUGAAGUGCAGCGGGUGGCAGGUGUGAGAAUUGAGGGCAGUAGCUUUUGUGCACACACUUUUGCCUCUGCCACAUCCCAUUGGUUUAGACUCAGGAAAAAUCUCUCUUACAGAGUCAGCCCUGUUUGGAUAAAUAUGGUAGAGCCCAGGGAUUCUGUAAUGAUUCAGCAACGUUUUCUGUAGGCACAUGCCUAAGAGGUGAUGGUGGACACCUGCACUGAAUUCUUCAUUAUGUGAAAGCUGAGGUUGGGAUUAUAGGGCAGGAGACCCAAUUUCAUGUGUAAUGGCUCCCUCUGUGAGUAACAAAUCCAAGUGUGACCUCGUGUUACCCCAGAACCCUCCAUUACUAAGGUCUGUUGCCAUGCCAAGUCAUUUCUUCAUGUCCAAGUCAUUUCUUCAGGGUCUGAAAAUGCAGUUUAGCUUAACUAGGUGUGUGUCUGCAAGUCCAAAGGUUCCCUAGGCUCUCUAGGGGUGUUGCCUGUGCAAGGCUCUGACUUGCCAAUGGGAGCUAAUGAGGUUCCCAGCCACAUCUGGGAGUGGGGUGAGGGUGGGCGCCCAGCGGCCUUCCACUCUUGCUGGCGGUGUCUGCCUCCUAAGCACCCCGAAUGGGCCAGACACCUCUUUAUCAUCUGUGCAGCAGCGGCAAGGGUGGGACACCAUUUUCUACAGUAUGCCUUUAUGUGACUACAUGGAAUUCUUCACAGUUCCUUCUAAUAAUGUGAGAGAAGAUAACCUCGUUGACCUCAGUUUUAAGAGUUGCUUGAGAAAUGUGCUCCAUGGAAUGUUGCGGACAAGUAACAGAUGUCUGCGAAUGUGGUUUUUUACAGUAUUUACUUAAACUGAGAACUACUGUACCCAAACCAGCCCUAGCGUGUCUCCUUGAUUUUUUAAAAAGUUAGUGACAGCUUUGAGGUUUGAAAAUGUCUUCAGCUUUGAGGACUGCUUUUUGCUGUUGUGUUUUUUUUGCACUUUCUGUUUGCCUUUCUGCUGUAUGGUUAUUUUUCUGUACGUGUUUAACCUAAAAAUGGCUGAACCCAAAGUCUUGAUUUGAAUAAAGAAUUUAAAGCAAGUGUCUGGCUUAUUUUGCACUUUAAAACCUAACAUUGAGUCUGGAGACAUUUUUGGUUGUCACAGCUGGGAGAUACUACUGAUAUCUAGUGGGUAGGAGUUAGGGAUACUGCUGAAUAUCAGCAGUACUCAGGACAGCCCACAAAACAAAGAAUUAUAGAGCCCAAAAUGUCGGUAGUGCUGAGGCUGAGAAUCCCUGAGUUAAUAGUCCAGUACCAAUGUUAGUUUCCUGGCUUUGACAGUGCACUAUGGUUAGGUAAUAUAUUGUCAUUGGGGGAAGCUCAAUGAAGGGCUUGUGGGAAGUCUCUGUACUGUUUUUGCAACUUAUGAGCCUUAAACGAUUUCAAAAUAAAAAGUCAUAACAAUAAAAGAUUAGAUUUUAAAAAUCCUAUCACUGGUAAGUAUAUAAAAGCUUGUCAGCCACAACGUUGGUAAAGAAGGAUUCUUAGCUGCCAGGGGGUGGUGGUCUGGCAUGUGGAGGACAUACAGGCGCCAGGUCUGCCUGACCCAGAAUUGACACCAGCUUGGCCCCCCUUGAGCCGUGUGUUGUCAAGUGUAGUGAGCAUGAGUUUCCACACUUGCAAAAGGGGCAGUAAUUCUUCCAUACCCAGAUUGUGAGCAAAGAGAGAAAUGAUCUGUGAAGUGACAAGCAACAUCUUUCUCUUCUCCCUCUGGCUUCUGCCAUUGGUUUUUAAUGAUUUCAUUCUGAAAAUAAACAUUAUCUGGCUUCCUCUGAAGGCAGGAAGAAUAAAUGAAUUUCCUAAUUUGGGGAACAAGUCAUAGUAGCCCGAAAUGUGCCAGUCAGCUAAGCUGUUCCCGUUACCUCG